This is a messenger RNA of Diorhabda sublineata, 10097 nucleotides long. RefSeq lists its product as uncharacterized. Bases 45 to 8834 code for a protein of 2929 amino acids. The transcript is spliced from 3 exons. The record is from RefSeq and is a predicted model, not a curated record. Lineage: Eukaryota; Metazoa; Arthropoda; Insecta; Coleoptera; Chrysomelidae.
AGUUAGUUGCCAGCAUUUGUUUUUCGUGGUCGUCGUAACGUAACAUGUACGACGUACGAAUUAUACUAUGUGUUUUGCUAGUAACAUGUACGUUAAGGGCUUCAGCAAAAACAGAUGAAUCGGACAACUUACAACUAUCAAAAAUAUUUUGUACACCUAAAGAUUUCUCCAGAGUAAACUUCGAUCAUUUCGAAAUUCUAGAAAGAAAUAAUUUUGAUCCUCCAGUGAUUGGUAGUUCUACAGAAGAUGAGUCAACAGGAGGAUCAAAACAGCAUCCGAAAUCCUUCGCUAAUGCUCAAGUUAUGUUAAGGAUCGGAGGAGAUGAUAUCAAAGGGAAAAAUUGUAUAGAUUGCCCCCAGAAAUUAAUGACUAAAGUAGGACAACCUUAUCCUAUCCCACACUCAACUGGUAUACAUCAUCAUGACAAUCAGUUACGGUCAUCCGGAAAUCCUUUCCUUCCAUAUUCUUUUGGACCUCAGAUGAAUCAGUACACUCCAAUCUCACCUUAUAUGACUGUAGCUCCUGUAGCGCCAUCUUUCGUUUUUCCUGGAUAUAUUUAUAAUCCUUCUGAUUUUCCAGGACAUUAUCGUCAUAAUGUUAUACCGUCCACUUCAAAGAAUAAAUACUCGCGCGGAAAUUUUUUAGAAAACACAAAUCAAGAACACACCAUAGAAAAAAUCAUCAACGUAAACCAUCCAAAAAUUCUUCACGUCACAGAUCCCAACAAAGACGUUGUACAAGAGGAGCGAAGCCAGUUUCACGACGCAAACGACAUAAAUGCUGUCAUAGAAAAAAAAACUCACACAAAAAAUACCGAGGAAAGACAAAAUAUUAGGUUCCAAACGGACCAACAUGAGAAUGUACAAAAAAGAGGUAUUGAACUAAAUACAUCAACUAAAGAUAUUUUAGCUGUUGAGAAUGUAAGUAAAGAUAUACCUCUUACAUACAAGACAUUUUCUAAAUGUAAUCAAGCAUUACCAAUGAUACCAAAUCAUAAAUAUGUCCAAUGUGUUCCUGAGACAAAUUCGCAUCAAUCUAGAGGACACACCCACAUAGGAAAUGCUCCCCAUAAACGUAAACCAGAAUAUUACAGUCAUUACACUCUAUCGCCUUAUGUUGAUGAAAGACAAUUCAUUGAUUUUCUGUCAUCAAAACAAGAAGAGGCAAAUAGCACCGAAGAAAAGUCUGAAUCUUUUCAACAAAAGUCAAAAAGCUUACUCCAUAGUUUCAGUACAAAUUGUAAUAAGGAACAUGAAGAAAAUCGAAGAAGAUUAGACGGUGAAAAUGGAGAAAAAUCUCUAUUUACGAAUAAUGAACAUUCGAAAGUUCAUCCAGUUCAUGAACCAGAGAGACCAAAUUCCGUUGCAGCUGAUAAGAAAUCUAGGGAAGCUGCAGUGUCACCAUACCCAGAGAAAAGUAAACCAAUUUCCAUAAAAGUGCACAUAAAAACCCCAUUCAAAGCAAGUUCAUACACAGAUAUACCUAUUUCAAUAUCUGCAUAUAAUGAAGAGCCAGGUUUCUGCGAUAUUUCGGAGGAAUUAUCAAGAAAUUCACCGUCUGAUAACGUUGUAACUACAAAUAAUGAAGUUCCUAUUGCUAUAACUACCUAUAAAGAAUCUACUAUUUCUGUUGAUGGAAUAAAAGACUCUCCCAUUGUUAUCAAUGAAACAAAUGAGGCCGUUGCUCCAAUAAACCAAACACCUAUUUCUGUUGCAACUCAUGGAAGAAAACCGCCGAGUCCUAUUCCCUCCAUUUCUUCAUCUGUAAAAAAAGAAGCUCCCAUUUCAAUACCAUCAACCAAUGAAGCUCCAAUUUCAAUUACUGCACAUAAGGAGUCCCCAAUCGAAUCGUUUUCUCACGAAGAAAGUUCAAUGUUAAAACAAGCAUAUGAAAAAAUACCCCUUUUACAUAAUGUACCUGAAAAAUCCUCUAUAGAUAUAAUUUCAAACCCAGAGCGACCACAGCCUUAUAAUAAAGCUAUAUUUUUAAAUAAAAAGACUCCUUUCGAUUUGGCAUCUUCAAAGGACUGUGCAAUUACGAUAGCUACCAUGAAGUCACCAAUAUCUACAUUUUCAGUACAGGAAUCUCCCAUUUCGAUAUUAUCAAUAAAAGAAGCACCAAUUGAAACUUCAUUUGAUAAAAAAUCUGCGAUUGAAACUAAGAAAGAGACAUCAAUGGAUAUAGAUUCACUGAAAGAAGAACCAGUCACCAUUCCAGAUGGCAAGAAAUCAACUUUAUACAGAGAAACUCCAAUAGAAACACUAGCAAAAUUAGAUGAGCCCAUUUCAAAUAAUGAAUUUAGAAAAUCGUCUAUAUACACACAAUUACAGUGCGAUAAUAUUAUUCCUUCCUGUCAAGAAGAUUCCAUUGGCAAAACAACCAUGAAAGAAUCAUCGAUACAUUCAAAUGUAAUGAGAGAAAGUCCUAUUUCUAUAUCUUCAAUGAAGAAGGCAGCGUGUAAUGAAGUACCUCUUUCAAAUGAUGCAUAUAAAGAAUCUGAUAAUAUGGAACCUCCAUGUGAAGAAACACCAAGUUCCAAGCCACGUACACAUGAUUAUCCUCUCAGAACUACAGAGUUUGGAGAAAUACCUAUAUCAAUUGGUGCUUCCAAGAAAUUCUCUAAAUCUAUAUAUGAAGAGCAACAACCUUAUGGAAAAACGUGCGAAAAAGUUCCGAUUAGUGUAACAUCUGGCAAAGAAUCCUUAAUAUUUAUAGAUACCGUGGAGGAAUCUCCUAUAUUUCUGCAGGAAUCAAAAGUAACUCCUAAAUCAAUAUCAGUAUUUAAAGAUAUACCUCUCUUAAAUGAUGUGCACAAAGAAUCGCCAUUACACAAUCCACAUUGUGAACAGUUACCACCAUGCCAUAGUAAAAAACUUUUCCAUGAAGAAGUUUCAUAUACCCCCGUUACAUUAGAUGCUUCUAAAAACGUACCAAUAUCCCCGACUGAAAGGAAAGAUGAACCAAUAUCCAUUUCUGCUUAUGAAGAGCCUUCUAUUGAAUCAUUUUUCUACCAUGAAUCUCCUAAAUCGAUGUUAGCACAUAAAGGAAUAUUAAUUUCGAAUGAUCCAUAUAAAGAAUCCUUCAUACAUAUUCCUUCAUAUGAUGGACAACAAUGUGAUGUGAAGAGAGAACAACAAAUAACUCGUACUGGGAAAAAAGAAGCUCCUAUUUCUUUAAAAUCAAUAGAUGAUAUGCCAAUUUCUAUUUCAGCAAUAAAAGAGAUUCCCAUUGAAUCAUCUACAUAUGAAGAAGCUCCGAUCAAUACAAUAAUCAACAAGGAAGCACCGAUAUCCCUAGCAGCAAAUAAUGAGGUACCAAUAACAUCAUCAACAAUAAAAAAAGAAACUCCAAUAUCAAUUUCUGCGUACAAAGAAGCUCCUAUUGAUAUAUCUUCCAACAAAGAAGUUUCUAUAUCUGUAUCAGCAUAUAAAGAAGCACCUCUUUCAAAUGAAGCAAACAAAGAAUCAUCUAUCUACACACCGUCAUUUGAAGAGCUCUCUCAAUCAGAAAAUACUGUAUUGAAUAAAGACGGUAUAUAUUUGGUGAAAGAAAAGCCAAUUUCCAUCUCAACACCUAGCGAAGCUCCUAUUGAAUCGUCUAGACCUUUAUGCCAAGAAGCUUCUAAUAAUAUGAUUUCCAACGGAGAAAUGGACAUAUCUAAAAUUGCUUUAGAACAACAUCCUAUAAUCUCACAUGCAGUGAAAGAUUUUAGAAUCACCAUUCCAGUAUAUGAGGAAUUUGAGGAAACACCUAUUGAAUUUGAUUUGUUCAAAAAUACCCCUAAAUUAAUAUCAUCGUAUGAUCAUUUGAGUAACGUAAAUAAAGAAUCAGCUAUAUACAACCUUCCUAAUGGGGAAUCGGUUUUAUGUGAUAAAGAUAUAACUCCAUACGAAGAAGCACUCAUUAGUAUGAUGGGUCAGAAACCAACUGCAAUGUCUAGUUUAUCGCAUGAGGAAUGUGAUAAUUCAAUACCUCCCUGCGAAGAAAGUUCUAUCGGUAUUAGUUCUCAUAAAGAAUCUCCUUUUUCAAGAGAUAACAUGAAAGAAUCGUCAAUAUCGUUAGCAGUAGCAAAAGAAACACCUGUUUCUCUAACUAUGAUGAAGAAAGCAUCGAUUUCCAUUCCAACAAACAAAGAAGCUCUAUUCGAAUCAACUUUUCACAAAGAAAGUCCUAUAUCGAUAAAUAAUACAAAAGAAACUUCAAUUUCCAUUCCAGAGCAUAAAGAAACUUCCAUAGACUUACCAUCCCAAAAAGAAGCUCCCAUAUCACUAUUAGUAAAUAAAGAAAUGCCUUUUACAAAUAGUGUUAAAAAAGAAGCAUCUAUUCACAUACCUCUCUUUGAAGAUAAAGAUUCACCAAUAUCAUUACAUCAAAAAAAUGAAAGUCCAAUUUCAAUAGAUUCGGUAAAAGAAGCAUCUAUUUCCGUUUCAGCAACAAAAGAGUCUCCAAUCGAGUCAACUUUCUACAAAGACAGUCCUAUAUCAAUAAAUGCCAAGAAAGAAGCUCCAAUUAUAAUUUCAGUCUACAAGGACACUCCUGUAUCAAUAUUAGCGAAUCAGGAAGUACCUAUUCUAGCUAGUGCCAACAAAGAAUCGGCUAUCUCCUUACCUUCUUGUGAAGAAUUAUUACCAUGUGAUAAUAAAAUACCUUCAUGCGAUGAAGUUCCUAUAACACAUAAGAAAGGAAUUCCCAUAUCAAAGAAUAGCAUGGAAGAGACGUUUAUGUUAGAUGCAACAAAAGAAACUCCAGUUUCAAUAAAUUCUCUGAGAGAGACAACGAUUUCCACUUCAACAGAUAAAGAAUCUCCGUUUGAGCCGAGUGCCUAUAGAGAAAGUCCAAUAUCGAUAGAUACCACUAAAGAAGCUCCAAUUUCAAUUCCAGUAUAUAAGGAAACUCCUAUUGGAUUGUCUUCUGACAAAGAAUGUCUUGUACCAAUAUUAGCAGAUGAAGCACCUAUUCUAAAUAGUGCUGACAAAGAAUCAGCCAUCUAUAUACCUCCAUAUGAAGAGUUUGGAUCAUGUGAUUAUCCAAUACCUUUGUCCGAUGAAGCUUUUAUUAGUUGCUAUGAAGUGAUUCCCCUAUCAAUCGAUAACGUGGAAGAGACGCCAAUAUCAUUAGAUGCAAAAAAAGAAUCUCCAAUUUCAAUAAAUUCUAUGAAAGAGGAAACAAUUUCUUUUGGAACAGAUAAAAAAUCUCCAUUCGAGUCAGCUUCCUACAAAGAAAGUCCUAUAUCAUAUCAUGAAGUACCUAUCGCAACUAGUGUUGACAAAGCAUCGACUAUCUACUCACCAUGUAAAGAUAUAUUACCUUGUGAUAAUCCAAUACUUGUAUGCGAAGAAGUUACUGGAACAACCCAGGAAGAAAUUCCCAUACUAAAAGAUAUCAUGGAAGAGACGCCAAUAUCGUUAGAUGCACCAAAAGAAGCACCAAUUUCAAUAAAAUCCAUGGGAGAGGCAACAAUUUCUGUUGCAACAAAUAAAGAAUCCCCAUUCGAAACAUCCGCCUACAAAGAAAGUCCUGUAUCGAUAUAUGUCACCAAAGAGGCUCCGAUUUCAAUUUCAGUGUAUAAUGAAGCUCCUAUUGGAGAUCAUGUACCUAUUGCAAAUAGUGCUGAAAAAGAAUCGACUAUCUACUUACCUCCAUCUGAAAAGAUAUUACCAUGUGAUAAUCUGAUACCAUCAUGCGAUGAAGUUUCUGGAACAUUCCAUCAAGAAAUUUCUAUUUCAAGAAAUGACAUGAAAGAGACACCAAUAUCGUUAGAUGCAACAAAAGAAGAUCCAGAUUCAAUACAUUCUAUGAGAGAGGCAACGAUUUCCAUCACAGCAAAUAAAGAUGCUCCUGUAGAAGCAAUUUCCUCUAAAGAAUCUCCUACAUUGAUAUGUGCCACUAAAGAAGCCCCAAUUUCAAUUCAAGAGUAUGAGGAAACUCCUAUCAUUAUAAAAACCUAUAAGGAACCUCCUAUAUCAAUAGAUGAUAUGAAAGAGACACCAAUAUUAUUAUCUGCAACAAAAGAAACUGGCAUUUUAAUAGAUCCAAAGAAAGAAGCACCGAUUUCUAUUUCAGCAAUUAAAGAGCCUCCUCUAGCAGCAACUACUUCGAAAGAAACUCCUAUAUCGAUAUGUGCCACUAAGGAAGCUCCAAUUCUAAUUUCAGGAUAUAAGGAAGCUCCUAUCAUCAUAAAAUCUUAUAAGGAACCUCCUAUAUCAAUAGAAGAUAUAAAAGAUACACCAAUAUCAUUGUCUGCAACUAAUGAAACUGAAAUUUCAAUAGAUCCAAUAAAAGAAGCACCGAUAUCUAUUUCAGCAAUUAAAGAACCUCCUCUAGAAACAACUACCUCGAAAGAAACUCCUAUAUCGAUAUGUGCCACUAAGGAUGCUCCAAUUCUAAUUUCAGGUUAUAAAGAAGCUCCUAUCAUCAUAAAAUCUUAUAAGGAACCUCAUAUAUCAAUAGAAGAUAUAAAAGAUACAACAAUAUCAUUAUCUGCAGCUAAUGAAACUGAAAUUUCAAUAGAUCCAAUAAAAGAAGCACCGAUAUCUAUUUCAGCAAUUAAAGAACCUCCUCUAGAAACAACUACCUCGAAAGAAACUCCUAUAUCGAUAUGUGCCACUAAGGAAGCUCCGAUUCUAAUUUCAGGUUAUAAAGAAGCUCCCAUCAUCAUAAAAUCUAAUAAGGAACCUCCUAUAUCAGUAGAUGACAUAAAAGAGACACCAAUAUCAUUACUUGCAACAAAAGAAAUUGAAAUUUCAAUAGAUCCAAAGAAAGAAGCUCCAAUCUCUAUUUCAGAAAAUAGAGAACCUUCUAUUGAAUCAACUUCCUACAAAGAAACUCCUAUAUCUGUUUGUAUAAUGAAAGAAGCUCAAAUUUCUGUUCCAACAUAUGAGGGAACUUCUUCUUGCGAAGAAACUUCUACUAGAAAAUUGUCCCAGAAAGAAGCUCCUAUUUCUAUACCUACCAAGAAAGAUUCUCCAGUUAGUAUAAGUGGAGAAAAAGAAGCUCCCAUUUCCAUAUAUUCGAUUCGAGAAAGACCUAUUUCAGCUUCAGGAGAAGUGAACAUUAAAGAAAUUCCUAUAAAGUCGUCUUGUAAUGUGUCGUAUCCUAAAGCAAUAAAGGAAACUCCCAUAUCUGGAGUUGCUGCGAAAAAAUCUCCUAUUUCCAUAUCUCCAGUGAGCGAAGAACCAAUCGUCAUCACUUCCAUUAAGGAAUCCCCUAUUAUAUCAUACUUAUGUAGAGAUUCCCCUAUAUCAGUAUCACCAUAUAAAGAAAUACCAACUAUCAAUAAUAUGUACAAGGAUUAUGAGCAGAUAACUCCUUGUUCUAGUGGAAAUUAUAUAGAGACUGUUAUAUGUGAUGAAAAUCCAAUUUCCAUUGCAGCUUACAAAGACUUUCCUAUAUCUGAAACUCCAUUAACAGGAUCAUCAUCGAUUGGUUCAAGUAGUGAAAUGCCUUGUAGAAAAAUGCCAAGUUUAUCUUCCAACGUAUUCAAUCUUUGCAUACCUUCUACAGAACGUAACAUUCGCAAAGAUACACCAAUUUAUUUGUCAACUCCUAAUGAAUCUCCUAUUCGUAUGAUUCCUCACCAAGAGAUACCAAUUUAUAAAAAACAAGUGAAUUCAAUACAUACAGAGGCCCCUUUCAAUAUAUUGUCUUACGAAAAUACUUAUAUCCCAACAUAUAGUAAAAACUGUGUAGAACUUCCUGUAUCGAUAUCAUCUAUUGUAAAUGAAAAAUGUGUUUUUGAAAAAAAAUGCAUUAAUUUACCGGAUUGUCAUGCAGUACCUUGCGUAGAAACCAGUUCUUGUCAAGUAAUGCCAAUUUGUAAACCAACUGAGAUGUAUAAAAAUUUUUUGUGCCCAGUGCAUGAUAAUGCCAAUUUGCCAGAAACAGAUUAUAUAUCAGUGAAAAAGGAGCUACCUCUGUACAAUUAUUGGGGCGAUAAACAAGACUGGAGAUAUCGAUUAGGAAAACCUUUUAUUCAGAAAUGCCAAACUUGUUCUGGUGAUUACAUAUAUCCCAAAAAACCUGUGGUGGUCAAUUUGAAAACAAUUGAACAAGAAAAUGUAGGUGACCAUUCUCGUCUUAAUAAAUUUGGUUACGAUAAUCAACAUUCAAUUCAACGAAAUAUUCUAAGAAAAUGGUUGAAUGAUUCAUUAAUACCCUACGACUGUAAGGAAUGCGGUAGAAAAUUAUUAGUAUCAUAUCCAAUUUCACAAGAUGUUUUAUCUGAAACACCGGACUCCAAUGCUUAUUCUGAUAUACCAAUUUUCAAUACGAAGGUAUCCAAUGUAAAUUGUCCUUGCUGUCAAUUGAAAGGAUACUGCGAUUGCGUGAAUUGUCAAUGUGGACGGAACGCUCCCUAUGGUAAAAGAUUCAGUACUGAUAUGGAUUCACACACAAAAAUUGCACCAUAUAAACAAAAAAUUCACCCUCAAACGUCACGGUAUAAAAUAAAAACAGCACUCAACUCCCCUUCAUGCUCAAUGUCUCCCCUUCCACUUUCUUAUUCAACAGGUUAUUCAACUUCUUUUAAAUCAACUUCUUCUUACGUAAAGAUCGGGGAUAACGAACCAAAUGUUGUUUAUAAUGGAUUCACUUCAAUGACAGGUGAUGGUUUUUAUACCGAUUCUAAUAAUCAUGUGUAUUACAAGCAACCUACUGUGAAACAAAUUGUUUCUAAAUGUCAUCCAAAUGAUCCAGAGCUCCAAAUGAAUUAUUACGAGCCGCCGCAAAUUUACGGCAUAAAUGCAAACCAGAGGUAUGACAACCCACCUUACGCGCCGCAUUAUGUUAAUGACAAUGUCUAUUAUAAUACUUACAACAAUAAAAGAUUUUGCUAAUGACCAUAUCUUACAAGUGAUUAUAUUGUUAAGUAAUAAAAGGUCUCUUCGAUUCUCCAAUUGUUGAGAACAAUAUUUACCUAAAACUAAAGUAGAAAGUAGAAUUAUUAUUUCGUUGAAGUUUAUUUAUUUUAAAUGUAGUUUAUUUUUUAUAUGUUAUUUUAAUAAUAAAAUUUUGCUUUCAAAAUUAUUUUUUUUUUCACCGAUUAUAUGUUUAAAUAGUAAAUAAAUCAUUCUGACCAGUUCCGUACUUUCAAGAUUUAAUUCAAUUUCUGCAAAAUUACAGGAAAAAGAUUCUAAUACCAAAAGAAUUCAUUAUUCUUUUUUGACAGAGCUAUGCUCUUUGACAUCUGAUCUAAAUUGCAUGUUGAAUUUGGAUUAAUAACCAAUUAUGUAAUUAAGUUUUGGCUAUUGAAAUAAAGUAUUCAAUAGCUAAAAGAACUUACUGCAAAAAAUUGUUAUUCUUCUUCUUCUUCUUCUUACGUUAGGACUAGGCCCUGUAUUUUCAUCAAGGGUUUGCCAGGAGUAGUUGGGAUGCUGAGGACCAGCUUUCAUACCACCUUAUAGGUGGUCGUCCAGGAGGUCCAGUUGUGUCUGGUUUCUUUUCCUUUGUAAUUUUUGCUAACCGUUCAUUUUGCAUUCUGUCAACAUUGUCUCUCCAUUCUCUUCUGCGGCUCCUUGCCCGUCUUAAUACAUCCUGAAUAUCGCACAUGUCCCUUAUUUAAAAAAUUGUUAUUGAAAUAGUUAAUCAAUUUGCAAGAAAUGCUUAAUCCAAAAUAUCAAUUCUAUAGCAUACAGGGUGUUUCAAAAAAAUGUGAUCUCGUCUCUAGGAUAUAUAGAUAUAUAAAAUGAAAAUGUUGUAUUAGAUAAAUAUUUAUAAAUUUGAAAUCUGUAAAAAAUAUUUUUCAAUUACAGAAGCGUGAAUAUAAAGAUGAGUGAGGAUUUGGAAGUGAGUUAUUAUAUUUUAUAAGUAUUAGCAAACUAUCACCUCGUAACUCCUUUCCUUAGACGCGAACAGUGGAAUCCCUUGGAAGUUAUAUUAAAGGCCGCUUGACUGAUGUAAUACAACAUACUCAACUAAUUUUUCUAUGUUUUUUCGUCUAAUUCUCUAGCUAAUCUGUCCAUCAGAUUCCAAAAGCAAAGCAGAGGCAGAUAUAAUUAUUGCCAGUGAUGCAAUGGUCACUUUCUUCUUGUUUACUCUAAUUAGCUCUGUUAUUUUCAAUUUUAAACUGCCCACAAAAUAUUAAAUAAAGUUUGAGGCUA